CGGUACACCCAACGUCUUCUCCUCUUAGAAGCCAACACGCUAGAAGAAAUCCCGCAAGCGAGUGCAAACGUAUCAAUGAUGUUAGGAGCCUCAUUCUAUGCUUGAGCUAUCGGGUUCGCUGAAUAUAGCCCGCGUAAACAUUAUCGAUAGGUGCGAUACAUCGGUUGGGUAGUAUCCUCGCAUCACGGCGGCUUAGAAAUUUCACUGAGUGCGACAUCCAUAAGCAGGCUGCGUCUUAUAGUGCAUUUCAUAUACAGACAUACGGACAAUCUAAUCGGGGGUUAAAAGCGCCCGGGAGCCUACAGAAGCCCAGGGCAAGCGAGCCAAUGAAACUGAUAAUAUCAGAUGCAACCAUUCUGAGGGGCUGCGCCACCAUCUUCUAUAUAACAGGCUAUGAUAAGGUCGGGCAAGUCAUCACAGCUGUGCCCAGUUCUAACCCCCUUUCGUCAGCACCAUAGCACAACGUCCCGUAAUUUUGCCUUCGUCACGGAUGUGCGAAGAAGAGAUACCAUAACGACAGGUACAUCAGUUCCUCCCAACGGCGGAAGAAUAUGGCCUCUACAAUGACGUUGACAGAGAACGAUGAGUUCGAUUACAAGAGUCGGUUCAAGGAGGAAAGCGUGGAUUCAACCCGAAGUAUCUCAAAUUUCCCAUGUUGUCCCUGGACCAAUCAUGCACCAAGGGAAUCCAUCAGAAGUUCCCUGGACAGUUUUGGCCUGGAAAGUUUCCGGAAGAACUUAUUGCUGAAGACCAUCACAUCUCAUUGUGCCGGGGCUUUCAUAGUGCUCAAAGAGUUUGGUCCAACAUCUUCCUUUUCGGCCGAACUGGAAGUAUAUGAGAAAUUAUCAAAUGACCGGCUUGCAAGCGGUACCAUAUUCCUUCGAAAAACCACAGUAGAUAAGAAUUCCGAUAUCACGGAAAUUCGAAUUUCUUGGGAGGAGCGAAAACCAGACAGAGAACCAGAAAUAGACGGCCUCCUAAAACUGGACGGCCUGGGCUAUUACAAUGAUUUGGACAGUUGUGCAAAACUUUCAGAGCCAAUUCAGUCAAUGGGAUUCUACUACCAGCUAAUGCUAGAGACGUAUACCGGCCCCGAGGAUGAUAUAUCUCAUAGCGCACAACACAAUUCUAUUUGGAGCGAAAUACGCGGUGAUCUUUAUCACCACAAUGGCGAAACGGAGACACAUUGGUCUAUAUGCUCCUCCGGAUCACGUUCAUGGGGAUAUCACUCUAUCGCCGAGCGCGAUGAUUGCGUAGAUAUCUCCGUGUCCUAUAUCUAUGGAUUAUCAACCAUAGAAACGUUUCGUUGUGUGACUAUUCGAAUAAAUGCAUGCACCGAGGCCGUGAUCCAACUCAGUCUCCAGAACAACGUGGAACGAAAAGCAAAACAGGGUGAUCCUGACCCACACACCUCGAUAUUUUACCAAAGAUCAUGUUUAAAAGUGGAUUUUCUUUGUAUCAAUAAGAAAGGCGUUAUAAAGCACAAAAAUACAACCAAUCAACCAAAACCUAAUAGGAUGGCGGCUGCCAUGAAUAUGCGCGAAGCUUCAGCAGCCCCGAAGGAUCCGGAAACCUCACGAUGCCCAUUCAGAAACAAUCUAUUAAAGCGGCGUAAAGACUCCGAAGAACUCGAGAGCGAGCAGCUCGCAGAGAAACCGGAGUCGAGUGACGGUACAGCUAGGAAAAGAAUAACGCCAGAUGAUACGGGCGGCUUGGCCUGUCCAUUUUAUAAAAGGGAUCCUUGGAGAUUCGACCGAUGCCUCACGUACAAGAUGUCAAAGAUAAGCUACGUAAAGCAACAUCUACUGCGGUAUCACGACACGCUGGAAUGCGAUCGCCCAACAUGCCAGAAUCCCCUCAUCAAUACGACGGAGCAAGAUUCCCACACAGACUGCCAGAAAGGCCAAUGCACACUCUACGGCAUGACGGCCAAGCAAAAACGGGACAUCCAGAAAGCAGCCGGGCGUAAGAUCACAUGCGAGGUCAAGUGGUAUCAGAUAUGGGCCAUCCUGUUCCCGGGCGCCAGAAAGCCCGACUCGCCCUUCGUCAAGAGCCACUACUUCGCCGAGGUGCUGUCCUCCAUCCAAGCAUUCUACCACGACGAUUCCAAGCCCCACGUCCUCGAGGACGCUUUCCGGCAUGUUUUGAAAGACGGCCGCACGUAUCAAGAGGCUUUCGACGGGUUACUUAGGAGGAUUGAACACCGAGUAUUGACGCAGGCCCUGGGUCUCGGCUCGUCUUCCCGUUCCGUCGGGGCUGACGGCGCGGAUUGGCUAGUUUCUUGCAGAAGCCCAAGCACGAAUAACGACGAAGAGCCAUUUUCAUUCUCUCCAAUGCCGGGCGAGCAUAAUGCAAACCCUAUUGUAAGCCCCUCAGCCAUCAGGGGCGAUGAGGAGAAGGCUCUUGCCAUGGAUGAUGAGUCCGGAAUACUGUCUUACGACACCGAGCUUCAAAUAUGCCCUUUUAUCUGGGAUGGUGCUGAUGCAAGCGAACGCCAUAAGAUGCUUAUGAGGUCGCCGGAUCCUUCGCAGUUUGUUCAGAUAGACGGGCCAUCGUCUUACCAAGAUACCUCGUCGCUUGACUGUGAGUCCCAAGAUGCAGUCAUUUAUCAUGAUAAUACAAUGAAUUGUCAUAUGGCUGCUAUGUUUGAGCAUUCCUACUUCACGAGUUCGCCCACUUCUGCAGAUUACGGCGUUGGCGCAGGAAUAUCCGAUUGGAUAAUAGAAUAGAGAGUCAAUUGAUGAUAUGUGCAGGUUUGGCUCUGCCUGACGCAGUGCCGCGUGACAGCAGAUAUGCUAAUUAGUGUUUAGUACGAACCCUACGAGUGUUUUGACUAGCCGCCUUCUAGUUGACUGUUAAGUAAAAUAUUGUCUAUUCAAUAUCCCUGAGAUUAUUCCUUGGCGUGUGAUAUUAUGGGA
This is a messenger RNA of Xylaria bambusicola, 2918 nucleotides long. RefSeq lists its product as uncharacterized. The transcript has 2 exons. The coding region runs from base 552 to 2729 and encodes 725 amino acids. The record is from RefSeq and is a predicted model, not a curated record. NCBI's taxonomy places the organism in Eukaryota, Fungi, Ascomycota, Sordariomycetes, Xylariales, Xylariaceae.